GGUAUUCAUGGGAAAGGCCACAACAGGCCAUUGGUGGGAGGAAUGUGGAGAUGAUGGAAACUGUGACACACAACACCAGAGAGGAGCAAGAGGCUGCAUGGUAAACAGCCGCAGUUGGGCCGAGGAGCUCCAGGAUAUCUUUGCACCACAGGCAGAAGAUUGUUACAGUGGAGGGCGAAACAGACUGUCCAGCAUCUCUGCCCAGAGGAAUGACAGAGAGUCCAUCAGACAGAAACUUGCCCUUGGCAGUUUCUAUGACGACGAGCCAGUCAUCUACACCAGCUGCAGCAAGAACGGUCUGUCCUCCCGACUGCAGAGUGGGGUGAACCUGCAGGUGUGUUUUGUUAAUGACAGCAGCAGUGACAAAGACAGCGAUGCUGAAGACAGCAGGACAGAGACCAGUCUGGACACACCGCUGUCCCCUGUGAGCAAGCAGAGUACAUCGUUAUCGGACCGGGACACAGCAGAGGAGGACUCAGACCCGUUAGAUGACUGCAGCGGGUUCUGGCGGGUGCAACGGAGGCUGCAGGAGGAGGCACGGGUGGCGCUAGCUCUGGCUCGACCCAUGGCCCGCAUGCAGGUGGAGGUGGAGAGGCAAAUCCAACUGCACAGACGUUCACCUGUGGCUGACUUGCUUCCCCAUCUGCCCCACAUCAGCGAGGGCCUAAUGAAGAGGAAUCUGAGGCGAGGGGACAUGAGGGACAUGAGUCUAGGACAGCUGCAAGUCAUCACGAAUGACUUGCACUCACAGAUUCAGAAUCUAAAUGAGGAGCUGGUGCAGUUGCUGCUGAUAAGGGAUGAGUUGCAUGUAGAGCAGGAUGCCAUGCUGGUGGACAUAGAGGACCUCACCAGGCACGCUCACAGCCAUCAGCGGCACCAAGCAGAGAAAGCUAUCUCUAAAUAAACACCUCGUCUAAACGUGUGUACGUCUGCACGCCAUCUUACCUCCUGCUCCAUGGACUGUCAUCAGCGUUACUAAUGAAACUCCAUCUGUGCUGACUGUUUCUGUCAUAUACCAUAUACUUUAAUAUUAACACACAGACACACCACAUAAUGUAUUGCGCCACGGGAUGUUGUCGAAGGACAGAGGACAUCUAAAAAGAAGCUGGGCGAUCGCUCCUUUCAGUAUGGACACGGUUGAGUGUGUGCAGGCUUUUCACUUCCACUCAGCAUGAUUAAUCAUGCCAUAUUUUAUAGAAUUAAGGGAAUCCUCGCAACGUAAUUGCAUCCCCUAACCCUCUUCAUGAUUUUGCACGGUACACUCGUGUAUGUUAAUGCUGGGUUGGAGAGAGCGCCUGCACGCCUUGUUUCUCCCAUGUCUGAAAGAGGAUGAUGACUUCUAGGGGCCACAUCUGACUGAACUUUGUCUUUUGUUUGUCUCUAUAAUAAUCAAGAAGAUUGAUUGGUUCACAUGUAGACCUGCUCUGUUCACCUGUGUGUCAUUUGUUUCACUAAGAGCACUGUGUCAUCGCUGUGGAAUUCACCAUGAAAAACGUACUACUCUCUGAGCUGUUGCAAUAGAAAAUGAUGAACACUCUGUGCUGAUUUGCAGUUUAGCUUCACGGUGGUGUUUAAAUGCUGCAGCAGCUUCACAGAGGUAUUGUAAUUCGAUAGCUGCUACAGUUUACACCUGCUUCAAUGAUGUAUUUAGAGCUGUACUGAACAUUUUGAACUUCAUUCAGACAAAUCUGUAUCUGUCAAAUGCCUUUAUGUACUCGGGAUAAUAGACAAAAUGACAAGAUAUGGGUUAACAAUUAUAUUGAUUAAUACAUAGGGAUAAAACAAGCAAAAGUGGAGGCAUGACAGCCCCUGAGUAAAAAGAUAUGCAAAGUAAUUUUUGCUGCUAAAAGCUCAAAUGUCAAGAUGGUAAACAAAUAUAUGAAUAAAUCACAACCUAAACAUAAAUCUAUUUUAUCUGUUAAGAGGCUUUAUGGACAUACUGUAUGUAAAUGUUAAAAAAUACUUUAUUAAAAGGAUGAAAAACAUGCCUUGUUGUCUGGCUGUGUUUAAGUGUUUUUACUCUCAGCUUUUUAAGAAUGUUAUUUAACACAAAGUCAAACUUUCUUUUUCUAUUAUAUGCUUCAUUGAUAAAUGUACUGUAUAAUGAUUGUAAAAAAACACUCCAGUAAUAAAUGUUUCCAGUGUGUGAA
Molecule: messenger RNA, 2150 nt
Organism: Cottoperca gobio
Lineage: Eukaryota; Metazoa; Chordata; Actinopteri; Perciformes; Bovichtidae
Product: schwannomin-interacting protein 1
Exons: 7
Coding region: 8-904 (298 amino acids)
Biological process (GO): positive regulation of hippo signaling
Cellular component (GO): cell junction; plasma membrane
Source: RefSeq, a predicted model, not a curated record